AGAUCAUAGCUAAAAAAUAAUCUGGAGUGAGCGACAAGCAAGCGGCGGCCGUCAUGGAUUCAUCGCCGCCGAAGACUAUCACCAAGGCUCUGCCGCGUUUCUCUGAACUCAAACCUCCGCUCUCAGAAGAUAUCAUCGAGGCGCUUGACCGGUCCGGUUUCGAGGUCUGCACUCCGGUUCAGGCCGAGACGAUCCCUUUCCUCUGCAGCCACAAGGAUGUUGUCGUCGACGCAGCCACUGGUUCUGGAAAAACCCUAGCUUUCCUCCUUCCCUUCAUAGAGAUUAUCCGUCGAUCCAACUCCUACCCUCCGAAGCCACACCAGGUAAUGGGGGUGAUUAUAUCGCCAACUAGAGAGCUAUCAGCGCAGAUACAUAAGGUGGCAGAGCCAUUUGUCUCGACUUUGCCAAAUGUGAACUCUGUCCUGCUUGUUGGAGGUCGAGAGGUGGAAGCUGACAUGAAUACUCUCGAAGAAGAAGGAGCCAAUCUCUUGAUCGGCACCCCUGGAAGGCUUUCAGAUAUGAUGAAACGAAUGGAGUUUCUGGAUUUUCGAAAUCUCGAGAUUCUUAUCUUAGAUGAGGCCGAUAGACUUUUGGAUAUGGGGUUCCAGAAGCAGGUCAAUUACAUUAUAUCUCGCUUGCCAAAGCAACGUAGGACUGGCCUCUUUUCAGCUACACAAACACAAGCUGUUGCAGACCUGGCCAAGGCUGGCCUUAGGAAUGCUAUGGAAGUUAUAUCGGGAGCUGAGUCAAAGUCGAAAACGUCUUCUGGUCUGUAUUGUGAGUAUUUAAAAUGCGAAGCAGAUCAAAAGUCAUCACAACUAGUGCAUCUCCUGAUCGAGAACAAAAAUAAAAAGCUUGUCGUAUUCUUCAUGACAUGUGCUUGUGUUGAUUACUGGGGACUCGUACUUUCAAAAAUUCCUACCCUCAAGUCCAUUUCCUUCUUUUCCACCCAUGGGAAGAUGGAUCAGAAAGGUAGAGACACGGCAUUAGCUUCGUUUACAGAGGCAUCAAGCGGUGUCCUUCUAUGCACAGAUGUCGCUGCACGUGGACUUGACAUUCCAGGCAUCGAUUACGUUGUUCAGUAUGAUCCCCCACAAGACCCAGAUGUAUUUAUCCAUAGGGUUGGCAGGACUGCAAGAAUGGAAAGACAAGGUAGGGCCAUUGUGUUUUUAAUGCCCAAGGAGACAGACUAUGUAGAGUUCAUGCGCAUUCGAAGGGUCCCUCUUCAGGAGAGAAAAUGCUCUGAGAACGCUUCUGAUGUCAUCCCGAUUAUACGUUCACUAGCCAUCAAGGACCGGGCAGUGUUGGAGAAGGGAUUACAGGCAUUUGUUUCCUUUGUCCGUGCUUAUAAGGAGCAUCACUGCUCUUACAUUUUCAGUUGGAAAGGACUUGAAAUCGGAAAGUUAGCCAUGGGAUAUGGCAUCUUGUCUUUUCCUUACAUAUCUGAAGUUAAACAAGACAGAAUUGGCAUUGUCGGUUUUACACCUGUCCAAGGCAUCACGUUUGAGGACAUAAAAUACAAGAACAAAUCUCGGGAGAAACAAAGACAGCAAAACUUACUAGCAAGGAAAGACAAACUGCAACAAGAAAAGAGAGGGAAACGCAAGAAAAGCUCCAAAGAGGCGGUUGAUGAUUCUAACAAAGCGUCGAGAAAGAGAAAGUUAACGGGGAGGCAAAGACAAACUAUCCAAACAGCGCAAGAUGAAGAAGAAAUGAAUUUGAGAUUAUAGCUUACUGGAAAAACUGAAGAAAGGCUCAAUUAUAGAAGAUGAUUUUGCUAAACUUACAGGAGCUCAUGAUUUUGUCUGAUAAAGAAGCAAGAAAACAUUUCAGGCUUCAGCAGAGAUGGGAAGGUGGACGACUAUUUAUUAUAACUGAGAUCAUGUUUUGUCUUUUGGUUGAUUCUAAACAUAUUGGUCAGAAAGAAUUUAACAAAAGGAUUCUCAAAUUUAAAAAGCUC
Molecule: messenger RNA, 1960 nt
Organism: Arabidopsis thaliana (thale cress)
Lineage: Eukaryota; Viridiplantae; Streptophyta; Magnoliopsida; Brassicales; Brassicaceae
Product: DEA(D/H)-box RNA helicase family protein
Exons: 7
Coding region: 54-1730 (558 amino acids)
Molecular function (GO): RNA binding; nucleic acid binding; ATP hydrolysis activity
Source: RefSeq, marked reviewed